AUGAAGCUCCAUUUCUAUUUUCUCGCCGCAUACCUCCUCCUCCUCCGCCUCCCGCGCGGCGGCGAUUCAGCUCCGCCGCCGUUCUCGUGCGAUUCAGCCGAUCCUAAAACCAAAUCGUUCAAGUUCUGCCAGAAAUCUCUGCCGAUUGCGCAGCGAGCUCGCGACCUAGUUUCGCGGCUGACAUUAGACGAGAAGAUUUCGCAGCUGGUUGAUUCGUCCGCCGCCAUUCCGCGGCUCGGCAUCCCCGCGUACCAGUGGUGGUCCGAGGCGCUGCACGGCGUCUCCGGCUACGGCCGCGGCGUCACUUACGGCGGCGCAAUCAAAGGCGCCACCAGCUUCCCCCAAGUUAUCCUCGCCGCAUCCACCUUCGAUUCACGCCUUUGGUACCGCAUUGGUCAGAUAAUCGCAUUAUACUAUAUUCCGUAA
Molecule: messenger RNA, 426 nt
Organism: Salvia hispanica
Lineage: Eukaryota; Viridiplantae; Streptophyta; Magnoliopsida; Lamiales; Lamiaceae
Source: RefSeq, a predicted model, not a curated record